CUCUCGCGCGCCCGCGCUUGCCAGGGGGAGGGCGGAAGGGACGGCUCGCGAGGGCGGAAGCGCGGACCAGUGAGGGCCGGUUUCCGGCGCCAGGGUCGCUGCCGCCUCCGCGCUAUGGCGGCGCUCGGCAGGCAGGUCUUUGACUGGCACCGCCUGAUCCCCCUCACCUGGGCGCAUGUUGCUAGGCAGACUCCUCUCGGAGAACAGAAAAGGACGUCUGCAUCGUUGUUGUGUCUACUGACCACAGCCUCCAAUGGAGGGGCCCUCCAGAAGGUAUCCUGCGUGGAACCCAGAAAGUAUGUGCGGGAACCAGAGUGCAGGACAGAUCUCACCCCAGGCCCCCUUGAGAAGCAGAGGACUCCUGUGGCUGGAGGGUUCUUAGAGCGAGAGAACGUCAUCGGUGCCCUCCUGGACAUGGGUUUCAGUGACUUCCACGUUAAUGAAUUGCUCAGUAUGUGGCCAAGUGUGCCCCCCCAACAGUUGCUGGACAUCAUUUCAGAAUUAAUACUCUUGGGUUUGAACCCAGAGCCUGUGUAUGUGGCCCUAAAGAAAAGCCCUGAGCUGCUGAAGCUGCCUAUAAUGCAGAUGAGGAAACGUUCCAGUUACCUGCGGAAGCUUGGGCUUGGAGAAGGGAAACUCAAGACGGUGCUUCUCUGCUGCCCUGAAAUCUUCACCAUGCACCAGAGGGACAUCGACAGCAUUGUCGGAGUUCUCAAGGAGAAAUGUCUUUUCACGGUACAGCAGGUGACCAGGAUUUUGCACAGGUGCCCGUAUGUUCUUCAGGAGGACCCCAGUGAACUGGAGUACAAGUUCCAGUAUGCCUAUUUCAGGAUGGGGGUUAAGCACGCGGAUGUGGUGAGGACCGACCUGCUGCAGUAUUCCAUCACCAAGAUCAAGCAGAGACAUGUGUUCCUCGAGCGCCUAGGACGGUACCAAACCCCUGAUAAGAAGGGCCAGACCCAGGUCCCCAAUCCUUUACUCAAGGACAUCCUCAGAGUGUCAGAAGCUGAGUUUCUGGCCAGGACAGCCUGUUCUUCUGCUGAGGAGUUUGAAGUUUUUAAGAAGCUCUUUGCUCGGGAGGAGGAAGAGAAGUCCGAGAGCCCCAUGCCUGACCGUAAAAGCUUAAGUCUGGACGAGGAAGAGGAGGAGGAGGAAGAGGAGGAGGAGUGAUGGAAGGACAGGAGUGAAGAGCCCGUAGAUAUCCAAGAAUGUUUUAAUUUUCUCAGAGCUCUUGAGAGCUUCACUUGGAUCUUCUCAGGUUAUUUUUCCUUCUAAAACUGGUCUUCUAGUGAAAACAUUGUUAUAAAUCACCUGAGAAGCAGGUCAGACUAAGAAGGAGCUGCAUUAGUUUGAUCUGUCGUCCGAUCUCUGUGGGGAGGGCCCUGUUCCAUCCUGAAUGAGAGUUACUCUGAGCUGUUAAACUCAGAGGGACUGAGUAUCUCAACAUCCGGUUUUGUUUUUUUCUCUGUUACAUACGUGGGUGAUGAUUCCAUGAUUGUGGGGAAUGGGGUUCCUCCCUCUGGUUCGAGUCAUUAUAUAUUUCCUUCCAGUGAUAAAGAUACAAUUAUGAGCAGGCAGGGAGGCUUUUGUACAUCACAGCACUUUAUUCUAUGAAAACAAGUAGCCGGUUUCCCACAGAAACACUUGUGUUUUCCAUCCACACAUAUUGCUUCCUAACUGCAUUCAGCAUCCGGCAGCGUAAAGGGAGUUGUUAGUGAUGUGUGUUUUCAUCUCGCACAGCUUCUUGAUGCCAUUGGAGGGUUGGGGGGCUGCUCUCUAUGUCUGUGAGGACGAGGCCCUGGCUCUGACCUCUCAGGAAAGUCGGCUUCCCCGCGAGGCCGAGCUCACGGCCGGUGGGCCACAUCCAGGCCUGAAGGCUCUGGCGGCCACAGGAGUGUGGCCUGGAGUGCGCAGAACAGGAAGGGGCUGGGGCGGUCUGAUGUCAUCUCCCUAUCGCCCGUUUCACACAGUGGCUCCUGAGACCAGAGGAGAAGAGGAGUCACACGGGGUCUUUGGUGGGGCGGGACCUGGUCUCCUUCAGGGGGCCCCACGACAGCAUGGUGCUGGGAGUCCCCUCGGGGAACCCGGUGGGCCUCAGGGGUGAUUUAAAGAGCAGAAUGUGAUAGAAGUCAUCUCUGAGGUGGAGGCCCGGCCCUGAUGGUCUGGGCUCCGCGAGGGAGGGCUGGUGCACCUCAGAACGUCCUGGUGUCCCUCACUUCAGGGGAGCCGGCACGGGGCUGGUGACGCAGAAGACGUUUUUGGCGAUGCAACCAAAAUCCAGGUCUUGGCAGCAUUUUAACAACCAUGUGAAAGUUCUGGUGCUCGGCCUUAUUUUUCCAGCAGAGACUGUGCAGGAAUCCUGUGGGGCAGCGGUUCCCACCUGUGGCGAUCUUGACCCCAGGGAACGUCUGGCAACAUCUGAGAACGUCUCGGUCGUUAGGACCAAGGGAGGGCGCCGUUGGGAUCUAGCGGAGGCGAGCGCUGCCGUUCAACAUCCUGCCAGGCCCGUGAUGGCCUCACUGCAGAACCAUCCAGCUGGGGUGUCAGCGGGGCCGUGGCCAAGGAGCAGCUCUAAAGCCUGGUCCGGUGGAUUGUAAGCAGGCUUAUGUUUGUUACAUUUCUUGUAUUUAAGAGAAAAGUCAGUAGCUGCGUGUUUGCGUUCCGUUCCCCCAUGCGCUGGAAUGUUCUUGUAGUCUGAGCUCUGUUUGCUGUGGGGACUCAGCACCAAGGUACUUGUGUUUUCUCCGGGCUCACGUGUGAGCGUGACCACACAGAGCCACGUUCGGCGGAAGGAAAGUAGCUCAGUGAGUCCCUGUGUGGUGUCGGAGGCCAGUGUCGUGGCAGUAGCUGGCCGGCAGGAGCGUCCCUGCCAAGGCAGCUGCUGGAGGUGGCCGGCCCUGGGUUUGCCGGAGGGAGAGCAGCAGGACGGGUGAGGGAUUGCUUCUGUGGCAGCCCACGUGCGGCGGCGGGAAGGUUUUGUCUUCACUGGGUUCUCGGCCGUGGGCAAGGUUAUGUGAAAACGAGAGCAUUUCCCUCUGCUGGCGUUUUCACUUUUCUGUUUUGUGGCGUCCGAGUGGCCAGUACUCUCCCUCAGAUGGGCUCUUGUGUCCAGUCGGGGGACUAAGUAGAAUUACAAAUUUCUAUGACUGGAAUGGGUAACCUAGCAGUUCAUGAUUGCUCCUUGCAUUUUGAUGCAGAAAUAAAUUUCUACGCACCUGA
Molecule: messenger RNA, 3219 nt
Organism: Felis catus (domestic cat)
Lineage: Eukaryota; Metazoa; Chordata; Mammalia; Carnivora; Felidae
Gene: MTERF4
Product: mitochondrial transcription termination factor 4
Exons: 4
Coding region: 115-1170 (351 amino acids)
Biological process (GO): regulation of DNA-templated transcription; mitochondrial ribosome assembly
Cellular component (GO): mitochondrion
Molecular function (GO): double-stranded DNA binding
Source: RefSeq, a predicted model, not a curated record